AUGCAGGCUCAGGAACAUGAACGGAUCCUUCGCAACAUUAAACUGGAGCAGCCUGAUGUCAGUGAAUGCCAUGGUCCACAAGAGGAGUCUGUUGACUUUGGGGUACUGAGUGCUGUCAAGGAAGAGGGAAGUAAAGAGACAUCCCCAUUUCACCCUGCUAAAAGUCCAAAUAAGAGUGAGGCUAGUAACGAACUGCUAAAACACCUACUGAAGAAUAAGAGCACACCCCCUCCAGGACUGUCCCAUCAUCAGUCUGAAGAAAGUUUGCGCUCUGAGGAGGAAGAGAUGGACUGCAAAACGCUUCUCCGACAAAGCUCUAUAGACAGUAAUGGGGGAUAUUCUGACGGCAUCCCUGACUUCCAUGGGUCUUUAAAUUCUGAACAAGAUAAAAAGAAAGGACGAAACAAGAGAGCUCCUAGAAGUGGAGACAAGCCUGCCUAUCGCUACAAAAAAAGGAAGAAAGAGUCUGAUGAAAGACUGUUGAUAAACUCGGGUCCUGAUUCUGUAAUGACCCACAUCAAACAGCAGUUGUCUCUUUUACCACUCAUGGAGCCGCUUAUUGGAAUCAGCUUUGCCCACUUUGCUCCAUACGGCAGUGGUCAGUUAAAUGGAGAAUCCCUUUUGUCUGGAACGUUUGGCAGUGCUUCACUGGAUGGUGUAUCAGACUAUUACUCCCAACUGACCUACAAGCAGAGUAACCUGAGCAAUCCACCAACACCGCCUGCAUCUCUUCCUCCAACUCCACCACCUGUGAACCGACAAAAAAUUAUCAAUGGAUUUGCAACAACAGAAGAGCUGGCAAGCAAAGCUGCUGCUAUUGUGUCAAAAGGUCUAGUCCCAAAGGGUUUGCAUGCUCCUUUUAGGCCUGAAGAAGAUCUCUUGGCCCGGGCCAUGGCACAGGGUCCCAAAACUGUGGAUGUGCCUGCUUCUCUCCCUACUCCUCCCCACAAUAACCAGGAGGAGAUCAGAGUACAUGAUUCUUGCAAGGAUCGAGACACUCCUGACAGUUUUGUACCCUCCUCUUCACCUGAAAGUGUGGUUGGUGUAGAGAUCAGUCGCUAUCCAGACUUAUCACGGGUAAAAGAGGAACCUCUGUCGCCCUGUGUGUCUCCAGUUCUUCCCAUUCUUCCUUCUGCUGAAGGCAAAGGAACAGAGGUCAAACUACAAGGCAUAAAGACUGAAUCCAUGUUCUUUGGUGGCCCGUCUGAAGCUCUGAAAAGCUCUAAACAAGGUCUAGUUUCUGUGGCUAUCACAUUGAGACCAGCUGCAGCCGAGAACAUCACUGGCGUGGUAGCAGCUAUUUCAGACCUCCUUUGUGUGAAGAUCCCUAGCAGUUAUGAGGUCAGCAGUACUCCGGAAAGAGGGCCUCAGCAGAUGUGUGGUGGCACCAGGAUGGGCCCUCAUGGUAAUGACCCACGUGCUCAAAUGUUCUUCCAUGGACCAUCCAACAAUGGGUGGCCCAUGAUGAGGCCACAUGGCAUGAUGCAACAGCAAGUUCAACGUUUCCGCUUUCCAGUCAACAGCCCUGGCUGUGCCAUGAUGAAGCCUGACCAAAGGAUUCCUGGGAGUCCUGUUUCGAAGCCCCAGUGGUGUUGCCACUGUAAGGUAGUAGUUCUAGGAAAUGGAGUCCAGAAAUCUUUGCGAGAGCUCCCUGCACAUUUGCAGCAACAACACUGUCGGUUGAAAUCUGAGAAAAAUCUGGUUUUCUGCAGCAACGGCUGCUUCCUUUUGUAUUGCUCAGCAACACCUAUGCAGUGUCGCCAAGCAUCAGAAGUCAAGGAGUCUGUCAGCCUUCUUCCAUUUUCUGGGCAAUCUGAAACUCUCUCCAAAGCUCAGCAUCAGUACAGCAACAAUAUGUCCUCACUAGAUGUUCAUUGUUUGGCUCAACUUCAGCCAAAGCAGUCUCCGCCUUCCACCCCCCCUCUGCCCUUCCCAUCAGUUGGUGAGGUUCCCAAAAAUGAAAACAAGUCUGAUGCUAUCAAAGUGACUGUGAAACUGAAGGCCAGGCCAAGGUCAUAUGAUGGCUGGCACCAAGGGAAGAGAUUGAAAGGCCUUCGCUGGAGGAAGUGGACCGUUCAGGUUGUUGUCCCAAGGGGAAGUUCACAUCUCCCUGAGGAGGAUGAGGAUAAAAUUGAUGAGCUCCUGAAAAGACUGGGGGCCUCUUUGCGCCCUCCUUCAGCGUUUCGAGACCAGAGAAAGUGCUGUUUCUGCCACCAGUUUGGAGACGGGAUCACUGAUGGCCCUGCAAGGCUUCUUAAUCUUGACUUGGAUGUGUGGGUGCAUCUCAACUGCGCCUUGUGGUCCACUGAGGUUUAUGAGACGCAAGCAGGUGCAUUGAUAAAUGUGGAAUUGGCUCUCCGUCGUGGGCAAACAGUGCGCUGUGCCUUCUGCCAGCAGAUGGGGGCAACCAGCGGCUGCAAUCGACUCCGCUGUACAAACAUCUACCACUUUACCUGUGCUCUUCAUGCCCACUGCACUUUCUUUAAAGACAAAACCAUGUUGUGUCACGCCCACAGGCCCAGGGGUGCUGCUGGACUGGCUAUGGAACAUGAGCUGCGCUGUUUUGCCGUUUUCCGUCGCGUUUAUGUUCAAAGAGAUGAAAUGCGUCAGAUAGCUUCCGCGGUACAGCAUCCAGAAUUGGGCUACACGUUGCGAGUGGGUAGUCUCGUGCUGCAUACAAUAGGUCAGCUCACCCCUCAACAAAUGAGAGCCUUCCACUCCGCAACAGCAAUAUUUCCAGUCGGUUACGAGGCUUGCCGCAUCUAUUGGAGUAUGCGGCAUGGCAAUCGCCGCUGUCGCUAUGUCUGCUCUGUUGAUGACGUGGAUGGUCUGCCUGAGUUUAGCAUCAGAGUCAUUGAACAAGGUUACCAAGACUUCGUCCUCACAGACACUACACCUAAAGGAGUGUGGGAUAAGGUUCUGGGCCCUGUUGCCGAAAAAAGAUCUGAAGUCGGGACUCUGAAACUCUUCCCUGUUUACCUCAAAGGGGAGGACCUGUUUGGCCUCACAGUCCCAGCAGUCGCUAAAAUAACUGAAUCGCUGCCUGGAGUUGAGGCAUGUGACAAUUAUGCUAUCCGUUAUGGAAGAAACCCUCUCAUAGAGCUGCCUCUUGUGAUCAACCCAGAAGGCACUGCCCGCGCUCUCUCUCGAGUCAGCAGUGAUCGUCCGUCUGUGGUGAUCAGACCUCAACCACAGGCCACGAGUAACAGCACAAGAUCUAACCAGAAUAUAGCCCAGGGAGAAGGGGGCACAACCCACAACAAACCUCCAGUGGUGCACCCCAGGUCAUCGCAGUAUCGCUGGAUGAAGAGUGAAUGGAAAGCCAAUGUUUACCUGGCUCGCUCUCGCAUCCAGGGCCUGGGACUGUUUGCUGCACGAGACAUAGAAAAACAAACAAUGGUGAUUGAGUACACCGGGACUGUUUUAAGGAAUGAGGUUGCCAACAGAAAAGAAAAGACCUAUCGUUCUAAGAACCGAACGGUAUUCAUGUUUCGCAUUGACAGUGAUCAUGUUGUUGAUGCCACUCUAACUGGAGGACUUGCAAGAUACAUCAACCACUCAUGCGCACCCAACUGUGUCGCUGAGGUUGUAACGUUUGAAAGGGGAUUCAAAAUUAUUAUUAGCAGUAUUUGCAGGAUUGGAAAAGGCGAGGAGCUUUGCUUUGACUACCAGCUGGACUCUGCAGAGGCGACAGCUUCUGGUUUCUCCACGCCGCCCUCCACCCCGACACAAGUGUCCAGCCAGCCCAUCUUCACCCCAGUGACGCAGAGUGGACCAAGCCCGGAGCGUCUGGAGCCGACCGUGCGCUCUCGCUCCCUCUCCAACCCCCCUGAUACGGGACAGCUCUUCAGCCUCCCGUCCUCCACCAAGCCGCCUAUUCCUUCGUCAUACUCUACCUCACAACAAGUUUACGGGCUGUUUGAAGGCAUGCUGGAGAAACUUGAUCUCGAUGAUGAUGCUGCUGAACCCGAAAGUGACAUUUACAUGCGCUUUAUGAAAUCCCAUAAGUGCUACGACAUUGUUCCCACAAGUUCCAAGUUGGUCGUCUUUGAUACCGCUCUCCAAGUUAAAAAAGCAUUCUUUGCUUUAGUGGCAAACGGGGUACGAGCUGCUCCACUAUGGGACACAGAGAAGCAAAGUUUUGUGGGAAUGCUGACCAUCACAGACUUCAUCAUUAUUCUACACAGAUACUAUAAGUCUCCAUUGGUGCAGAUAUACGAACUGGAGGAGCAUAAACUUGAGACGUGGAGAGAGGUUUACCUUCAAGCAACAUUCAAACCAUUGGUCAACAUAUCUCCUGAGGCAAGUCUGUUUGAUGCCGUGUACACUCUCAUCAAAAACAAAAUCCACCGUCUGCCUGUCAUCGAUCCCAUCACUGGAAAUGCACUUUAUAUUCUCACACACAAAAGGAUCCUCAAGUUCCUUCAGCUAUUUAUGCGCGAAAUGCCAAAGCCAGCCUUUAUGAAGCAGUCUCUGGGAGAGCUGGGCAUCGGCACAUAUCGUGAGAUUGCUUUCAUCCACCCUGACACUCCCAUCAUCAAAGCCCUCAACAUCUUUGUGGAGAGGAGGGUGUCUGCGCUGCCUGUGGUCGAUGAGUCGGGCAAGGUUGUGGAUAUUUAUUCAAAGUUUGACGUCAUUAAUUUGGCUGCGGAGAAAACCUACAACAACCUUGACAUCACAGUCACACAGGCUUUAAAACACCGCUCCCAGUACUUCGAAGGGGUCGUCAAGUGCCAUAAAAUGGAGACAUUGGAAACCACCGUGGACAGAAUAGUCAAAGCUGAAGUGCACCGCUUGGUUGUGGUGGACGAACACUCCAACAUCGAGGGCAUCAUCUCCCUGUCAGACAUCCUCCAGGCCCUGGUGCUCAGCCCUGCAGCCCCAUCCCAGAUGUGCGUAAGGAGGAGAUUGCUACGGAAUGAUAUUCAUCAAUUCGAGCGGUGA
Knipowitschia caucasica is the source of this 4944-nucleotide messenger RNA. The record is from the annotation of a GenBank genome assembly. Lineage: Eukaryota; Metazoa; Chordata; Actinopteri; Gobiiformes; Gobiidae.